Molecule: messenger RNA, 1984 nt
Organism: Durio zibethinus
Lineage: Eukaryota; Viridiplantae; Streptophyta; Magnoliopsida; Malvales; Malvaceae
Cellular component (GO): NatC complex
Source: RefSeq, a predicted model, not a curated record
UAUUUGUUAAACUUAUUGGCGCUUAUGUUUCACAACCAUAUUUUCAUAUAAAAAAAUUAUUUAUUAUUAUAAAUUGAUAACGUUUAAUUUUUAUUUAUAUAAAAUAAAAUAACUAAAUAAACGUUUACUCUUAAGCAUUUAAUCUCAAAUAUUAAUAAUUAUUAUAUAUUUUUGGGCCGAAUUAAUCCAUUCCAACUGGCCCAAAAGUUAAAUCCAAAAACCCAAAAUCUCCAUCGGUUACUUCUGUCCCCAUUGUCGUGUCUUUCUCUCUCUUUGUAUGGAGAAACCCCCAAUCGAAUCAUGCAAGGUGAAAGAUUCAAUUUUUGUACUCUUAAUCUUCUCCAUCUCUCUUAGUUAUUGAUUCAAGGGCACUGGAAUGGAACAAGAAGCAGGAGAAUCCUCAAUUCAAUUGGGGAGCUCAGAAGGUUCUAACUCAAGCAGCUCAGAUCCUGUAACACGGGUAAGGAAGCUGCUGUUUCACCGUAUGCUGGUGGGAAUCAAAGACGGCAGGUUUUUCUUGGGCACUUUCCACUGCAUUGACAAGCAAGGAAAUAUCAUUCUCCAAGAUUCAAUUGAGUAUCGUAGCACCCGACGUUCCUCUCCAUCCCCAAUGGAGCAACGAUGCCUUGGUCUAAUUCUCAUCCCUUCCUCUUGUCGAAUCUCUUGUCAUGUGGAUUGCUCCGUCCAGGAACAAUUGUCACUGCUGAAGGUUUAAGAAUUGAGACUCUGUUUCCAUAAAAUCUCUGUUUGAAAGAAAUUCAACAACAGUUUUUCCUGAUUUGUAAUCAUCCUAUAGUUUUUUUUUCCUGGAGUAAAUGUAAUUGCCUUGCUUUGAGUAAUGGAAGGGAUUAUGAUUGCUGCACUAUAGUGCUUUCAUGGUUACUGCUUGAGUAUUAAUAUUAAUUAUCAUUACUAUUUCUUUCUCAGCAUUUCGUGUGCACGCAUAACCUUUAAAUUUGGAAUUUGGGUUAUGGCUAAACUCAGAUAAAACUGAUUAUGCAAAUUCUCUUUUCCGACGCGAAAGCCAAAAUAUGAGGCUCAUCUCAUAUGUUGACAAUGAAGAAGGAACUAUUGCUCAUGUCAUAAAAAUUUCUUAUGAUAAGCUUUUAAACUCGUAAAGCCCACAUUUGAACUUCAGCGAUUGGGGCAAAACCCACUCCGAAAAAUCCCCCACUCUGGGCUGAACACAGAAUACUGUUGCCGAAAACUAGAACCUUUCCCAGUUUCCACACAGUGCACACCAUUUCUUUUCCGGAGGAAAAGCUUCAAUAAAUGCAGGAAUCCAGCAUUGAAUCUAAUAGUAGCAUAAGAGGGUUGAAGGCAAUGCUUCUGCUGAAAUCUGAAUAUAUAAUUAAAACCCAAACAAAGAUUUAAGUCGGAGAGCCUGGGGUUUUUUUUGGUGUGAGUGUGUAUAUUUCUAUCAUCAUAUACACGAAAAAGAAAAAACUUAAACAAAAUCUGAAAGUGGAAAUAGGGAUGUAUCUUUAAAGUACAUUGAGAAAAUACUUCCAAAAUUUGGAGUAUAUACUUGACUUCUUCUUUUACCUUGAACAUUUUCUCUGAUCCAAAACUUUUAUCCUCCAUUAAUUCUAAAGAUUUUUUGUUUCUUAGAUGUUCCAUAAUCCAUCCAUUCUAUAUCAAGAAAAGAAAAACAUGUAGGGUGGCGUGCAGCCAAUCCUAAAGAGUAAAGACAUAGAGGUUAGAGCGACCAGAGCCAGAGCCACAGUGAGAGAGAGACAGAGAGUCGUUGAGAGAGGCAACUGUAGCUCUGCAAAAGCAAUGCUUGUUGUGUCGACUUCAGGGAUAAUACUGAGGAAGAGCCAUGUCAAAUCAUGCUUAAACCUAAAACCCUGUUUUUUUUUUUUUUUUUUUGCUUUUCCUUGAUUAUCUAUAUUGACCCAUCUUGACAAUUUGUUCCUCUUAUGGUAACUCUGUCUCUCUUCUCUCAUAUGCCCCGUUUUUAGAUGCAAAAAAAAAAAAAAAA